This is a messenger RNA of Adineta ricciae, 1290 nucleotides long. Lineage: Eukaryota; Metazoa; Rotifera; Eurotatoria; Adinetida; Adinetidae. The record is from the annotation of a GenBank genome assembly.
AUGGGCAAUAUUGUCACACCAGACCAAGGUUUACUUCCACUUCCAUCUUACAGUGGUGUUACAACUCCUUAUCCAUGGUGGCUCAACGCUGCACUAGCCAUAUGGGCUUUAUUAGCGCUACUAUGCUGCUGGUUACUAUUGUUGUUGUAUUUAUUACGUUAUUGUUGUAAAUGGUGGAGACAUCGUCAAUAUGCAGCUGAUCGCGUCUCAUUGCGUAAGCGAUUCUUCGGUUUCGGCAGUGCAAAUGGUCAACAAGUUAGUGACGGUAUAUAUGGUGCUGCGAUGCCAUAUGUAACGUCCGGGGUAGUCAAUGCGUAUGACCCUGGCACAGAAAAUAUUGAAACGAAUAUUCAUCGAAAUAUUACGAAGAACUAUUAUAUCAAUGAAGAAAAGAACUAUUUUAUUGAAAGUGAUCCGAAAGUUGAAUCAGUAGAACGUGGACAUGAUCCAGAAGUGCAAACACUCCCUCCACCCAUUGUCACAACGAUCAAUAUGGCAGCAGAACGAAUCACUGAUAAUCCAAACUGGGAGAAUGCUACUACAAAGGCGGAUUUGGACGGUCAAGAGCCAAAGCGUGCUUCAGCAGAAGUUGUCGACAACGAUCCAUCGAUUAAUAAACAAGGAGUGAAAGCUCAAGAUCCACCAAAUGUAUUAACUCAUCGCCCAGAAACACCACAAGGUGGCAAUCGAAAGCUAGGUGGAAGAGGAUCUGACCUAUCGGAUGAUGGUUCGACAAUAAGCGAAAUGAGUGGUCAUGAUUCUGAAUCAAUCUAUGAAACGAUUCGAGUGUUGACACCGAAAAAAGAAGUGCUCCCACGAUUAGAAGAUGAAGAUGAAGAUGGUGAUGAAUACAGAACAGCUGGUAUUGACGAGGUUGAGUUUGAAGUCAAAGACCUCAUUCGUUUGCAAAAAGCGAAUGCACGCAGUGGUGAUCCGUACGAUGACAUCUUAACAUCAACGACUCUUCCGCGUCGUCAUUUAACACACCAUUCACCAUCGAUAUCUUCUUCGUCAACUCUCAAUAAUCUAAUGCCGACGGAACCGAAUCAUAAUUCGAAUGAUCUCGGUGCCGGCGAAGAAGAAACCGUGACGCAAACAGUCUCUACUCAACAAAUUCAAACAACUGUUCGCCAAAUAGGCCAACAGCUUGGCAACAGUGCUUUCUUUGUUCCACUAUCGUCAGCAAUUACGCAUGAAGAUGGUCCGAUAAAUGACAAUGAAAAAAUUGUCGUUCCUCUUUCCACGUCAUCGGUCCGAUAUGACGAAAAGCCAGCAUUACAACAUUUCUAA